UAUAUUUUGGUCUAUGUGUGGUUCACACACUGAAUCUAGUAUUCAAAGAUUUUGCAAAAAAGUUUGCUUGGAUGGUUGAUACAUACCAGACUGGGAAAGCAACUGUGAAGUUCUUUAGGAACCACCAGCACUUUCAAGAUCUCUUUAGACGCAACUCCAAGUUGGAUCUUUUGAAGGUCUCAAAAACAAGAUUUGCUUCUCAUUAUAUUGUGCUUAAGAGGCUUAUGGAUGUUCGAGAGGCGCUCACAACUACCAUUGUCACAAGCAAGUGGAAGGAACUGGUGAAGGCUUGUGAGGUACAAACAAGAGCAGCAGCAAAUGCGAUUGCCCAAAAUAUCAUUGAUGAGACAUUUUGGGAUGAGAUUAAAAUCAUCAUUGACAUCACAAAACCAUUAUACAUGGUAAUCAAGUUCAGUGACGGAGAAGGUCCAAAAUCUGGUGAUAUAUAUGAAAGAAUGGACAAUAUGCUUGGCGAGAUGCAAGAAGUCAUGACAAGGGAAGAUAACCCUCACAAAGAUGAUUGGUCGAAGGUAAAUGAAAUUAUUAUUUAUCGGUGGGGAAAGAUGAACUGGCAUUUUCACUGCUUAGCGUUUGCUCUUUCUCCUAAGUAUUAUGAUCAAGCCUAUCUUGCAAGUCCUGCUCCUGGUGGUGGUCAAAGGAAAGCUCCAAAUGAUGACAGUGAGGUUAUGGAAGGUGUUAUAGAGGCUCUAAAUAGAAUUGCAGAAGAUAAAAAAGAGUAUGCUCUUUUACGUGAGGAGCUUAACACCUUUAUAAUGAAGAAAGGUUUGUAUGCAAUAGACGUCGUUCAGGCUGAUGCAGCCACGAUGAAUGCCACAGAAUGGUGGUUCAAUUAUGGCUCACAAACUCCAACUUUAAGUGAGGUGGCAAAGAAAGUCUUGUCUCAGCCAAUAAGCAGCUCCUCUGCCGAAAGAAAUUGGAGUACCUACUCAUUCAUACAUAAUGUAAAGAGAAACAAGCUGAAUGCAACGACAGCCGAUAAGCUUGUCUUUAUUCAUGCAAACGAGCGUCUGAAGAGGAGGUUUUCAGAGGGCUACAAUUCAGGUCCACAUUAUAAGUGGGAUGUUGAGCCUGAGAAUGAUUUGCUGGAGGAUUCAAGCUUGAAGCUUGAGCAGCUGCGUUGGGAUAACUUGGAGGAUGAAGCAGCUGAUGCUGAACCACCACGCAAAAUUCAGAGGACUUGAAACACUAGGAAGUGUCCGGUACAUGGCGAGUUAAUCUGUUGGUGAAACUUUAUUGGUUGGAAACCUGGAAGAUGAGUCACUUGGAUGCUGCUAUUGAAGUGAUUGUGUCUGUUACCUUAGUCACUCUGUUUUCUUGUUUGCUACUUUGGUUAAGUCAAGUAUUUUGUUAAGUACUCGUGCUGAAAUUUUAAUUAAAU
Triticum aestivum (bread wheat) is the source of this 1399-nucleotide messenger RNA. RefSeq lists its product as uncharacterized. The transcript is spliced from 2 exons. NCBI's taxonomy places the organism in Eukaryota, Viridiplantae, Streptophyta, Magnoliopsida, Poales, Poaceae. The record is from RefSeq and is a predicted model, not a curated record. Gene Ontology annotation, molecular function: protein dimerization activity. The coding region runs from base 72 to 1202 and encodes 376 amino acids.